Messenger RNA from Wyeomyia smithii (pitcher-plant mosquito), 9277 nucleotides. It is a transcript of the gene gish, whose product is annotated as casein kinase I. Gene Ontology annotation, molecular function: protein serine/threonine kinase activity; ATP binding. The transcript has 13 exons. Bases 255 to 1820 code for a protein of 521 amino acids. Lineage: Eukaryota; Metazoa; Arthropoda; Insecta; Diptera; Culicidae. Gene Ontology annotation, cellular component: cytoplasm; plasma membrane; nucleus. Gene Ontology annotation, biological process: peptidyl-serine phosphorylation; signal transduction; endocytosis. The record is from RefSeq and is a predicted model, not a curated record.
CUUGGCUUAUUGCCUGAGUACAGGAAGUUGAAGCGGAAAGAGACCCGACCGCUCGGCCACCGUGGACUGAUAUGGCUAAAGCGCGGUAUUGUUUUGAGAGUAAAUUUACGAUGCUUUGAUUGUGACACAUCGAGGAACUGUGCUUCAGCCGACAGAGAAAGUCAUCAUUGCCGAGGCAUCUAGGGAGUGCAAAGCAAAUAAAAGAAAGAAGAAGAAAAAACGAUAAAAAAACUUAAAACAAGGUGCCGUCGCAAAUGUCAUGGGUUCCGCUGAGGUUUCGCCCGAAGAAGAUUACUCACUACAGUGGAGUUCCGGGUGCCGGAGCAUCGGCCACGGCCGGUGGUGGCGGCGGCGGAGGCGGCACCACCCGGGGUGGCGGCAGCAGCAUGUACUCCGCCCGUCACUCGGUUAGUUCGUCGUCCGGCGUCCUGAUGGUCGGGCCGAACUUUCGAGUCGGCAAAAAGAUCGGCUGUGGCAACUUUGGCGAACUGAGGCUGGGGAAGAACCUAUACAACAAUGAACACGUAGCAAUAAAAAUGGAGCCAAUGAAAUCAAAAGCACCACAACUGCACUUAGAGUAUAGGUUUUACAAAUUACUAGGAUCCCAUGAUACACAGUCUCCUCCCGAGGGGAUACCCCGUGUGUAUCACCUAGGUACGUGUGGUGGCCGUUACAAUGCAAUGGUACUAGAACUGUUGGGACCAUCGUUAGAAGAUCUUUUUACGUUAUGUGGAAGGAAAUUUUCACUCAAGACUGUACUGAUGAUAGCUAAGCAACUACUCCAUAGGAUCGAGUAUGUGCAUAGCCGUCACUUAAUUUAUAGAGAUGUAAAACCAGAGAAUUUUCUUAUCGGUAGAAGUUCAAAUAAACGUGAUAAAAUUAUACAUAUAAUAGAUUUUGGUCUCGCCAAAGAGUAUAUUGACUUAGAUACGAAUAAACACAUACCAUAUCGAGAACAUAAGUCGCUAACGGGCACGGCGCGGUACAUGUCGAUCAACACGCAUAUGGGCAAGGAGCAGUCCAGGCGUGACGACCUGGAAGCGCUCGGUCACAUGUUUAUGUAUUUCUUAAGAGGUUCACUGCCAUGGCAAGGUCUGAAAGCCGAUACACUCAAAGAGCGAUACCAAAAAAUUGGUGAUACGAAACGGGCGACACCGAUCGAUGUGCUGUGCGAGGGACACCCUGAGGAAUUUGCAAAAUACCUGCGUUACGUGCGGCGGCUAGACUUUUUCGAAACACCUGAUUACGAUCACUUACGGAGAUUAUUUCAAGAUUUAUUCUAUUUUAAAGGUUAUGUAGACGACGGUGAAUUCGAUUGGACCGGCAAGACGAUGCCGGUAAAUUUCUACGUCAUGCGACAGUUGCGAAACGCUCCACCGUCUCAUAUUGCAAAGACAAAAUCAGCGAAGUCAACCCCAGUUGGAUCGUUGCAGACCGGCCAUGAAGUAGUUGUAUCACCAAACAGAGAAAGACACACACCUGUAAAUAAGGAUGGGGAUUUUUUUAGCUACUAUGACGAAGAGCUACUGAACGACGAAACAUUACAGAUUAUCGAAGAGCAGACGAACUCGAAGGGAGGUGUUGCCGCCUGGCCGGACGUGCCCAAACAGACUGGAACACUGGGCAACCUAACGCCAGCCGACCGACAUGGUUCAGUUCAGGUCGUAAGUUCAACCAACGGAGAAUUGAAUGCCGAUGAUCCCACAGCAGGACAUUCGAAUACACCCAUCACUCAGCAGCCGGAAGUGGAACUGAUCGACGAAACAAAAUGUUGUUGUUUCUUUAAACGAAAGAAGAAGAAAUCAUCCCGUCAAAAAUGACUAGAAGCAGUGCAAUGUAGUCCGGAACGUGAGGCUGUCAAGCUGCUACGAGCAACGUCACACUCCAACUCGCGCGACAGCGUGCUGAAUCCAAGUCAGGAUUACAUCCAAGCGUCGUCGCAGCAUACGAUCAGAUAUCCAUCCACCUCUGUACUGGCAUCGACACCGAACGCCACCACGCCGACACUUCCAUUGUAAUUUAUUGCUAACUAUUAUUAUACUAAUCCAGAUUAAUAAUUAAUUAAUUAUUAAAUUAUUUAUUAUAAUUUACCGCGCGGUGUUGCAUCCCACGAAAAACAAAAAUGAAACGCGAAAAUCAUCUUCUGUUUACGACCAUGAUCCUAUGACAAACAAAUACGCUAUUUUGUCGCGUAUCCCGGUUCUGUCCGCCUACCGUCGUUCGUCGUCAAACGCGUCAUUAUCGCAAACCAAACAAAAAUAACGAAUCAAUCAAAAAUCCAAUCAAUUCGAUUUCAACCAAUCGCCACACGUGUCAUCCCUGAACCAAAUCGAAACAAAACAAAAAAACGACGUGUAGUGACUUUGAUGAUGAUAUUGAUUUCGACCCCGAUGACCUUACGAUCCUGUUGCACUUUUUCCGCAAACUCUGAGACCGGCUUUCGAUCUCCCAGGCGAGAUCCUCCUGCAGACGACUGCUACUAUCGGCCACUAACUAUCCGAUUCUCAGUAGCUCUAGUACAUCACCAUAUCAGCUGAAUGCAUUUCACUGUCAAUUCUACUACUACUACUGCUAUCACCACUUUUACGAACCUAGAACAGAGUACAACAGAACAACUGGUCACCAGCAACACCACCACUACCACCACAUCUUUUAUUACGUUAUCCUUUUAGUAGUACCACCACCCAAGAAUUAGUCGAAAUGAGAAACAAAAAUAAAACAAAAAUCCCCUCCUAGAAGUAGUUCAGGCAUACCGAACAGACCGCGAGAACGAGAACCGAACAUUGUAAUAGAUAGACAACAUUCCACUUCCACUCCCCAGUCACUUGUUGGUGCCACACGCCCGCGCCAUGGGACAUUAAUUGGGCAUUUCACUCAAACCCACAUAACAGACUGAUCCGGACGGGUGCGUGCGUGGUUUGCGCCUGCUACUACUCGGGAACUAGGAACAUGUAGCUAGACAAACACAGCUCACACCGCCUUAAAACUCCUCUCUGUUGCUAAUCUACUCUACUACCUCCCUAUCUAUCUGUCUAUCUAUCUAUAUUUCUUUCUAUCCGGCAAUCAGUUGUCGAAUCAAACGCGAACCAGUUGAAAAAAAAAAAACCAAAAAACAAAACCGAAAAAAAGAUGCUCGGUCGUAGCAGGAGCCGUUUUGUCUGCGCCACUCCUAAUUAUACCAGUAUGUACGACGGGAUCAGUAAUUUUUGGAGCAUUUCGACCGGUUCUAAUACCGCUGCAAACGCCCCUUUCUUUUGGUUCGAUUUGCAACUUUUUUGCCGCAAUAUCAUUUUUGAACAACGCCGGCCAUUUCGAUUUAAAAGUUGGAGAGUGUUUAGACCCCUUACCCUCCCCCCCCCAUCUUGUAUGCAUUUAUGCUGUACUGUUGUACAACGGCAGCUUAACACUGGAGACUUUUUCUUCUACAUGAGAGUAUUUGUUUUUUGAACUGCUAACAUACUCAACAAAUAAUACGCCGCCCCCAACCACCCUUACAUUUUUCCUCCUCAACAAAGGUGAUGCCGCCGGGAAAACUAACCCAACACCCUCUCCGUGUUUCCUUCCAACCGGCGACCGCGGCGAUUUUACACGUCGUCGUCAUAAGAUGUUAUACCAACCUAACACGAAUCAGUCAUUUUGUUUAGCUAAGUGUUGAAGAAAAACUAGGACGAAAACAAAAAAUCUCUCGUGAGCAUAACGCGAAGGCAGCAUACUGUUUUCAUAUUUUUCCCCCUCGUUAAUUUUUUUUUCUUUUUCGUUAAGAAAUCUAACCGAAUAAGAAAAAAGAAACAAGAUAAAACACUACUAACUAGUUGAUAGUCGUUACUUUACUUUCCUUUUAUAAAGUGUACUGUAUGUAUGUUUUGUUUUUUUUUUAAACGGCCCAGCAAAGAAAACAUUUAAAAGAGAGGAACAAAGAUGAAGAAAAAAGAAAAACAAUCGUGUGAUGAAGCACGCACUACAGCAUAGCAAAAACCAAUCGCUGUCAAAUUAGUUUGUGAGUAAAAAUGAGCUCGAGAGUAGUGAGAAGUGUAGAAAUCAAUAAGAGAAAAAAUCAAAAACACACUCACACACACACACGCGGGAGAUGUGCGGAGAUAGAGAGAGCACUGUCUGAGGGUGUUGAUUUUGUUCUUUUCUUUUUUCGUUUAAUCUAAUUGUGAUAUAAAUAGUUUCUUUUGUAUAGUGUAUAUUUUUACAGCGUACCAUUUAAGAAGUAUUUAAGUCAGCAAGAAACUACUAGACUAGCUAAAAACGAAAUGAAAACGUAAAUGAUGAAGUGUAUGAGAGAAAAGAAAGUGUGUGCAAAAGUAAAAUGAGCAAAAAAAAAAACGCGACAGAAAGAGAGCAAAGAAAAGAGAGUGUGAGAAAAUGAGAGACAAAAAUAAAAAAACGACUGUAGUAGUUAUAUAACUUUUUGGUUUUGCUUUCGUUGCUAUUUUGUUUGUUUGAUUUCACAUCCUUUUGGGUUUGCUUGCUUUUCGAAACAUUUUUAGAGGGAAAUAUUUUUGGCUUCCGUAUUUAGGAACCCGCGCGGCAGUUAGUGCAGUACCGAAGCUAUUUGUCUGCAAUAUUUUUUAUUUGAGGACGUUCUAUCCUUUGUUCAAUAUAUGUCUCCUUUUAAGGACGAACUUUUUUUUACUUAGAGUAGUAAAAAUGAGUUUUCCACACCUGAGUACUACAGUAUUCGUGAGCAAACUGUCAAAAAAUUGAAUACUAAAUUGUGGUACGGAAAAAAGGAUUAAACAAAAAUAUGUGUAAAUCGGUCAUUUCUUUCAUUAUAUCAUGUUUCUUUUUCAAAUUUACUCCUACAGAAUGAGGGAAAAAUAUUGGCUCAAGCUUCCUUUAUAGCAAAUGCAAAUUUCCGGACCUUUCUCUGGACUCCAUUUAUCAAGUUUAGUACAGCAUUCUUGGUCACUUUGUUUGCCGCAGAACGCCAGUUAGCCUUGAACUGCAUCUCGUUGCCAACUGUCUUUUGUGUCUUCUUGAGGUCUCACUUGACGAUAGCCCUGUAUUUUUCUAUAGGGCGGAGCUCUGGUUUGUUAGGAGUAGGGUUUAUAUCCUUUGGCACCAUCUGAACGUUGUUCGCCUUUCUGACCUUUUUCCCGUAGUGGAACGAAACAACUGUGUUGCUCGAGAGAUGGCGACAGACGUUAUUUCAGGCACUCCUGUCCAUAAAUUACUUGAUUGCUGGAACCUUUCGCGAUGAACAUGUUGCUCUUCAAACCACAAGAACAGAUGGCCUGUCACAUGAGAUAUUUCUCUACAAACUUCGACAGAUUAAAGUUUGUUUAUUGCUUCCAGUGGCCGUAUAACUUUUGCAGUAGAAAAUUCUUUUACUUUUUUCGGAAAGUGUUAAAAAAUAACUAAGACAGAUAAUUGAGUUUGAUCUAUUUCCAGAGAAAGGUAAUCAUGUCAGCUUACUUCCCAAAAAACUUUACGCCCCUGCGAGCGGCCUUCCGGGAAUAAAACGGCAUAUUCGCCAUGGCGUACGAAAUCAUGCUUGUAAGCAUAUUUUUGAGUUCUUUAUUCGUUUUAUUCAUCAAUUCCUCCUCAAUUUCUCGCGACAAAAUUGUUGAAGUAGACUUACGCUUGUUUUUCCCAGAAAUCCUCGAUAGGACGCAACUUGGGGACGUUGGGCGGGUUAGAUAUUAGAUAUUCAGCCGCUCCAUCUCCUCCAACGAUCGCUUCGAGUAGUAACCCGACGCCAGAUCUGGUCAGACGCCGUGUCUUCGCCCUUAUGGCACGUCUUGAUGAACGGCGCAACUUCCGGCAGGCACUUCGUACUAUAAAUUUUCCAGUUCACGGCCAGUCUGGAGUAAAAAGAGAGCGGCUUUGACAUCACGCAGCACCCUCUCACUUCACCUCGGUGCUCACUUCAUUCGCGGGGGAAGUAAAAUACGAAGUACCUUGCCAGUCGUUGCCAUCCAGGGUGAGACAGGUCUCAUCGUCCAGCACCACCGCAACGUUGCGAUUUGUCAGGAAAAUCGACUUGGCGUCAUUUGGCCGAUUGCAUCUACCUCCCGGCCAAGCGCACGCAGCGAUGUUGCUAGUUUUCCCUCGGUCUUCCUCUUCAGCAUGCUUUGGGGCUUCUUGUCGCUCAGAGUCGUCGGCCGUCCGGAACCGAGCUUUCGUUGCUAUGAUUGUUUUCCAAUAGUGCCAAGAUGUUGUAGAUGCCGGAAUGGCCGUAUCCGACGUCCAGCAUCUUCACGUACAGUUUCGCGAUUGUUUUGAUUAUCGUCACGAUUUAGAGUCACCACCUUGAAACUGCUGACAAACUCUUUCCGUCGUUUUUAUUGUCGUUGAUAUUGUCUCCCUGGCAUUCGACAAACGUCCAAAUACUUUAUUUACGUUAGUGACGGUUGAUUUGGUCACGUUCAACAAUUUUGCCAACUUGGUGUGCCAGUAGUUCUGAUUUUCACGAUGCGCGAGAACAGUUUUGAUGUGUUGGCUUCAAUUGCUACGACGCCAUUUUCACAACUGAAGAGCGAAUGUUAAAAUCAAACAUAAGGCAUGAUACUAUACACACACAUUAGGGUGCCAAUAAAAAUCGACUUUUCGAAUUUCGCUUACAAGUAGUACUUAAAAGUUUUCUCGAGAAGAGUACCCAUGCUGUAUUUCAGUUCAAUCGGUCAAAAGCACAGGAAGUAGUAGGGUGUGGGACUAGUUCGUCAGGGGUUUUCUUCGUCAUAAUUUUUGCUUCAUUCUUAUGAGAAAUGACGAAGAAAACCUCUGCAGAAGUAGUCCCACACCCUACCUGAAAUUGUCGAUGUCGAAUGUUUUUUUAUGCCAAAUGUCUGGAAAAUGCAUGAAAAGUUGAGAUCUGGUGUCAUCUCGAAAAAAAAUCGGGGAAAAUCAACUUUCUGAAGACAAUUGACAGACAACAACAAUUGAGGGGUUAUAUACCUUUUUGCUCGAGAAAAAAGUGCAUAGUUUGGAUUUUUUUUAAGCGUGUAGCACCUUUUUUAUUGCUUAAAAGUAGUAAUUUUCUUAAAGUUCAGUUAUUCAACAACAACAAAACACGUUUGUUCAUUAGAAACACCAAUUAUUUGGGGAGCAAAGGCUGUUUCUCCAAAACAAUUUUUCAGCAAACUGUUUGAAAAAACUGUUUUGAGCGCUUUAAAAUUGCAUUAAAAUUUAUUUUGGCAAAGUCAAACUUCGUGUAUCAAAAAUCGAUCGUUCAACGACCGAAGCAUUCCAUAACGAACAUUUAAAAAAAAAAAAGAUAAAGAAAAUCGGUUGAGUAGUUUCACCGCAAUCGUAAAUACGGCAAAGUCGUUUUUUGAGAAACACCAUAUCGAAAUAAACGCGUAUAAAGUUUAGCUCAUGCGGCCGUGGCGAUGCGCGCUGCAAAUCUUUAUGAAAAUUUCCAAAAAUGUUCUCAAGAAGUUGUACUUCGAGAUAAUGCAAUAAAAAAAAAUCGAUUUUUUGGAAACUGAAAAGGUAUAUGAAGCCCUUUUGUCAUUUAAUUUUUUUUCAUAUCAGAAAAUUUGCCUUUAUUAUUUCUUGUUUCUUCGUGAUCGGACAGCCUGCAUUGUUUAGCUAGCUUUCAGAAGUUUUUAUUAAAAAGGUAGGAUUUAAAAUAAUAGCUUCUUGUGAUGAUUAAAUUUUUAUUUUUUCAAUUUUUUUCCUGAAAGAAGUUGAAUUUUCCACGGUGUAUAUUUUUUACGGAUAAAUAAAAUGAAAUUAUCUUUAACUUUACCAAGAUGUCUCACCGAUCAAACAAACCAUUCUGGCUAUAAAAAACAUUUGUAAUUUUCGAUACCAUUUUUUUUAAAUAGUAGAAGGUUGUAUCCAAGAUACAACUCUUUGUUCCUUGUUUAGUAACCCUAACGAGGGCAGUUUGCUGUUUGAAAUUGAAUAUGAUGCUGAUCGCAACCUUUGUGAUGCUUGUGCUGAGAAAAUAAAGGCAAUCUGACAACACACACUGUGAAAGUUGUUUUCACAGUUAGUAAAUUAAACGGCCGCAACAGAAUUUGAUUGCUAAGAUCCAGCACAGAAUGUGUUGUUACCGAGAUAAAGCAAAACUUCAUCCAGGGAACAAGGCCGAAACCCUUAACCGGCAUAUCGAAACGUUUGCUGCUACCACGCUACUACUGAGAUAUGUGAUUUGUUUAAGCCGAAAGCAAAUUCAGAAAGCCAGCUGAUACUGCCGAACAUUUUCACAAAAACGGGCAACCAACUCAAUCGAUCAUUUUUGAUUUGGCUGAAACUUUGCAUAGACGUUUCUAUAGGCAAAAGAUGCCAUUUUGUGCUAUUGGUUUAAUUUCUUUCAACACAACACGACUCAUUUCUGAAAAAUACUAUUUUGGGAAGGUAUUGAUGAUUACAAACAUUUUUAGGGUCAUAACGGUUUGUUUGAUCGGUGUGACGCCUUCGGCAAAGUUGUAGGUAAUAAUUUUGUCUUCCCGAAAAAAAUAUACACUAUAAAAAAAUAUUUAUUAACAUGCUGCCAUUAAAGUGCAUAUAGUGCUACUUGCGUGCAUUUUUCAGAGCUUGUUAAUUACCUUUCCAGUCAAAUCCAAAAAAAAAUGGAUUCUCAAAGUCGUUAUGAAACGACAGAACGACAUUCAUUCGUUUAAUCAUAUCAUCAUGAUCAAAUAUCUGGUAUUAGUUCGUUUUGGUACUGCAUUAACCUCAAAAUAAAAGCUUUUUUAGUCAAAGUUGUCCUCUUAUUUUUUAUCAAAACAAAAACAAUGAGGUGUUGAGAUCAAGGUGUCGACUGACUACAAACAAAACUCACACUAGUUAGAACAAUAAAUUCUCUCCAGCCAAAGAAAAAAAAUAUCCAAAAAAAAAGUGCUAAGAGAAAGUGUGACUUAAUGGCAAGUGCCAGCCACAGAAGGAAGCGUAGGUACAUCAGACGACUAUGCGACGGCAGCAGCAACCAAAACGUAUUCAAACGUUCGCCGAACGGGAUUGUGUUUCAAAGUUCGAAGUGAAGAGCUGUAACCGAUACUGUAACUUUAGCCAGUAGGUGACGGAAAAAGAAAAAACAAAUACUAACCAAAAAAAAAACAUAGAAUAGAAUAGUAACAGUAUGAUAACACUAAAAUGCCGAACGCAGCAAGUAUAGAAGGGUCACCCGGGUGGCUUGUUAUAGCAAGAAAGGAAGGAAGGUAGUAGGCAAAGAGAGGCUAUGAAGAACUUUAAUUAUUUACUGAGCCGGAAGCUGUAGAAAUCUUGGAGGGAGAUUUGAAAUGUAUAUUUUGUACCAUUAUUAAAUAAUUCCUUAUUGACGCUGCAAUUGAAAAGAAAAUAAAACACUGGAACAAAA